CCGUAAAACAUUUUCCGUAAAUUGAAACGCCAAAUAUGCUUGACGUAAGACGCGAAUAAGUUUGCGACUACGAAUUUAUGAAACUAAUUUUUAUUUCGAGAUAAUUCUACUGUUUGUUUAAGAAAAUUAUGUCUAAUUACCCAGAUAUUGUUAGUAAAAUAGGCAAAGAAUCAUCUAGGUCUGCCUGUAAAAAGUGUGGUUAUGCAGGACAUCUUACAUUUCAGUGCAGAAACUUUAUAAAAAUAGAUCCAAAUAAAGAGAUAGUUUUAGAUGUAAGCAGUACAAGUAGCGACAGUGAAGAGGAAUAUGCCACUCCACUACAGACCUUAAGAGAAGCAGAGUUGAGACAGAAAUUAGCAGAGAAACUUAAAAAGGCGAAAGAGAAAAAGAAGAGUAAGAAGAGAAAGAGAUCUAGAUCCUCAAGUACAUCAUCCAGUAGCAGUGGUUCAUCAUCAUCGUCAUCGUCAUCAGAGAGCAGUGAUUCAGAAGAAGAAAGGAAAAAAAAACACAAGAAACAUAAGUCAAAGAAAUCAAAGUCGAAAAAAUCAUACAAGGAACGGAAGAAAAGUAGAAAAUAAUAUUAGUCUAGCAAUAUUAUAUUGUAAAGACUGACUAUUGACUAAACACUCAAUUUGUAUAAAAUGAGAAUGAAAUUAAAAUAAACAUUUUUUUAUUAAUAA
This is a messenger RNA of Manduca sexta (tobacco hornworm), 680 nucleotides long. RefSeq names its product protein SREK1IP1-like. Gene Ontology annotation, molecular function: zinc ion binding; nucleic acid binding. The transcript has 3 exons. Lineage: Eukaryota; Metazoa; Arthropoda; Insecta; Lepidoptera; Sphingidae. The coding region runs from base 129 to 578 and encodes 149 amino acids. The record is from RefSeq and is a predicted model, not a curated record.